AUGAACAACAACUGUCCUAUUAAAACUGACAAAGAGAUGAAGAAAGAGGAGCGAGGAGCCUAUGACUAUCUUUUUGAUGAGAAAACAAGCAUGUUUGCUGUAACAUGGAAGGAUAAUAAUAUAGUGAAAGUACAAUCUAACCAUGAGGCUCUAGAACCUAAACAAAGUGUAAACCGGUGGUCUAAAGUUGCAAAGGAGAAGAUAAAGGUUCAUCAGCCCUUUUGUAUUGCAAGCUACAACAAGUGGAUGGGAGGGGUCGACCGUAUGGACUGGUCCAUCAACAAAUAUAGGAUAAAGAUUAGAGGGAAGAAAUGGUAUUUUCAAAUUUUCACAAAUAUGAUUGACAUGACUCUUGUCAACGCUCAUAUUUUGUACACAAUAGCAGGUAACAAGAUCCCCCUGCUGGACUUCAGAAGGAGCAUUGCAAGAAGUUACUUAUCACUGACGUCUCUCUCCGACCCAAAGAAAGCAGGAAGGCCUGCCCUGACUAAAUUGACCUCAAAGCGAGUUCUAGAAACUGUUCGUUUUGACCCAGUCGGACACUUUAUAGAACGAACAGCGGUGGAAAGCAGAGGAAAUGUGCUAUUUGUAAAUCCAAUGCCCGAAAACAGUGCUCAAAAUGCAAUGUUGGAAUACACGUUGAGUGCUUUUUGA
Messenger RNA from Nilaparvata lugens (brown planthopper), 654 nucleotides. RefSeq names its product piggyBac transposable element-derived protein 2-like. The coding region runs from base 1 to 654 and encodes 217 amino acids. The record is from RefSeq and is a predicted model, not a curated record. The transcript has a single exon. NCBI's taxonomy places the organism in Eukaryota, Metazoa, Arthropoda, Insecta, Hemiptera, Delphacidae.